AUCACAAUAUUAUGCCCAUGUUUAACUGUAAGUUUAUUGAUCAUCAAGAGCCCAUGAUGAUGUUAACCCUGAGAUCGUGCGCGACUAAUGACCUUUUAUAUAAGAAGUCUACAACAGCUGAAUUCAUGUUUGUUUUCAUUGCAUCACUUGAGAAUCAACUAAACAAUUAUUUGAAUUGUUUAAAAGCAGUUAUUUUAUUGUGGGCCAGCAUCAUAGCUUUCUAUUCAUCGGUGACCGCUUUCAAGCUAAAUGGUAGGGAAAUACGUGCAGUAAAUUUAAACUAUUGUGGAGGAUUCCUUAGAAAUAUAGAACUAUACAUGGUUUAUGCAGAAGAGGGGGACAAGCUCAAGGAAUUCUUUGAAUUCAUAGACAUUCCAGGAGAUACUGGACCAAUAAAACGUAUGGUGAUACCUUAUAAUCAAACACUGUGUGAAGGAGAAAUGCAGACAAUCGAAUUGCCCGUAAAGAAACUGGGUUUUACACUCGAGCAAUUAACAAAAUUCAAUGAAUCACUACAAGAAACGUCAAGGAAAUGAAUAAAUGGAUAAAUAUGGGAAUUGUUUAAAAGCAGUUAUUUUAUUGUGGGCCGGCAUCAUAGCUUUCUAUUCAUCGGUGACCGCUUUCAAGCUAAAUGGUAGGGACAUACGUGCAGUAAAUUUAAACUAUUG
Messenger RNA from Acyrthosiphon pisum (pea aphid), 668 nucleotides. RefSeq lists its product as uncharacterized. The coding region runs from base 12 to 536 and encodes 174 amino acids. NCBI's taxonomy places the organism in Eukaryota, Metazoa, Arthropoda, Insecta, Hemiptera, Aphididae. The record is from RefSeq and is a predicted model, not a curated record. The transcript is spliced from 6 exons.